Messenger RNA from Oncorhynchus masou masou (cherry salmon), 3144 nucleotides. RefSeq names its product sodium- and chloride-dependent GABA transporter 2-like. Gene Ontology annotation, molecular function: gamma-aminobutyric acid:sodium:chloride symporter activity. NCBI's taxonomy places the organism in Eukaryota, Metazoa, Chordata, Actinopteri, Salmoniformes, Salmonidae. The transcript is spliced from 16 exons. The coding region runs from base 218 to 2140 and encodes 640 amino acids. Gene Ontology annotation, biological process: sodium ion transmembrane transport. The record is from RefSeq and is a predicted model, not a curated record. Gene Ontology annotation, cellular component: plasma membrane.
UUAGUUGUUAGCGACUUUGCCAAUCUCAAUGACCCCAACAGCUCGGUCCCAGUGGAAAAGUACUCCCAGGAAAUUAUUCUGUGUUGUUUUUCUCUGUAGCAGUUCUUAACACAAUAACAAGCUCAUACAACAGGCCUGACUGGCUAUCCGUUUAUUUGUGCUAUACUUUUUUCAGCCUCCUCCAUCACCCUAUUCUCAAGGCAAUCUGCUUAGGAGCAUGCUGUCUGAGGGGAAUACUGAUCAGUCUGCCGUUACAGCACAGACCCAGACCACUGCGAGGAUGGGGGAGGAGACAAUGGUAAUGGAGGGAAAUUUCCCAAAGGAUCACAGUCAUAACCUGCCUGCCCAGGACAUCAGUCUGGUGAAGGGCCAAAAGAAGAGCCAGUUGCUGCUAGACCGUGGCCAGUGGGCCAACAAGCUAGAGUUCCUCUUGGCCGUGGCAGGCACCUUGGUGGGGCUGGGGAACUUGUGGAGGUUCCCAUAUCUGUGUUACAAAAAUGGAGGAGGUGCAUUCCUGAUUCCCUAUGUUCUGUUCCUGCUCUCCUGUGGGAUCCCCAUGUUUCUCCUGGAGACAGCCAUGGGACAGUACACCUCGCAGGGCUGCAUCACCUGCUGGAGACACUUCUGCCCUCUCUUUGAAGGGAUUGGUUAUGCCACCCAGGUGGUCAUUGCGUAUGCUGCAGUGUCAUACAUCAUCAUCCAGGCCUGGGCCUUCUUCUACUUGUUCUCCUCCUUCAGUGCCGAGGUGCCAUGGGCCAGCUGCAGAAACCCCUGGAAUACAGAAUCUUGUGUAGAAUUUGACAAGAGGAAUCUAUCAGCUAACUGGACAGUCCCUGUGAAUGCAACUUCACCUGCGACAGAGUUCUGGGAGCGCAGGGUGUUGAGCAUCUCAACAGGGAUAGAACAGAUUGGUAGAGUGCGGUGGGAGCUGGCUCUGUGUCUGCUGCUGGCCUGGAUCCUCUGCUACUUCUGUGUCUGGAAAGGAGUGAAGUCUACUGGGAAGGUGGUGUAUUUCACAGCUACCUUUCCCUAUCUGAUGUUGAUCGUUCUAUUGGCUCGGGGACUCACGUUACCUGGAGCUAUUGAUGGGAUCAAGUUCUACCUCUACCCGGACCCUGCAAGACUGGUCGACCCACAGGUAUGGAUGGAUGCUGGAGCACAGGUGCUUUUCUCCUUUGGUAUCUGUCAAGGGAGUCUGACUGCACUGGGCAGCUACAAUCAUUAUAACAAUGAUUGCUAUAAGGACACGUUUGUGCUGUGUUUGGUGAAUGGAGGAUCAAGCUUCGUUGCUGGGUUUGCUAUCUUCUCUGUGUUGGGCUUCAUGUCAUAUGAACAGGGGCUGCCCAUAUCUGAAGUUGCAGCAUCUGGUCCUGGCCUGGCUUUCAUAGCCUAUCCUCGUGCCGUGGCCAUGAUGCCUUUACCUCAGUUGUGGUCCAUAUGUUUCUUCGUCAUGGUCAUCUUGCUGGGUGCUGACACACAAUUUGUCAGUCUGGAGUGCCUGAUGACCUCUGUGACAGACAUGUUCCCCACCGUGUUUCGAAGGGGGUACCGUCGAGAGCUGCUGCUGCUUUGUCUCUGCUCUGUCUGCUUCUUCCUGGGACUCCUUCUGGUCACAGAGGGAGGCUUAUAUUUUCUACAACUUUUUGACCAUUACGUGUGCAGUGGCAACAAUCUCCUUCUGCUCUCCGUCUGCCAGUCAAUAGCAAUCGGUUGGAUUUAUGGAGUGGAUCGUCUCUAUGACAACAUAGAAGAUAUGAUUGGGUAUCGUCCCUGGCCAGUGAUUAAGUACUGUUGGCUUUACGUCACCCCAACAGUCUGUUUGGGUACAUUCAUCUUUUCCUUGGUACAAUAUAAGCCCCUAAAGUUCAACAAAACCUAUUUGUACCCUGACUGGGCAUAUGCAUUGGGGUGGUUCCUGGGGCUCGCCUGUGUGGCUCUGGUGCCACUGUGGAUGAUCUGGAAGGUCUAUCGGUCCAAAUUGACAGUCUGGCAGAGCCUAAAACAGCUAUGUCGCCCAGAAACCAACAAGGCCCUCAACCAGAAGCAGCAAACUCCUGAACAGUGCCCUUUGAACCCAGAUUCCAUUCUUAAUCUUGAGUACAAGGGAAGUGGUGUAGUUGAGCUAGAGAUGCACACAUGACUUGCUAAUUUGAAAACAUGAUACAUAGUACUUUUGAUAUGAUAUUUUCAGUGCCCAAUUAAACAGUCCAUACGUAAGUAUUGUAUAUUUGAGGAAUAUAUGCAAAUAAAAAAUUGUAUUCAUUUUGUAUUUUUUUUCUCCAGAUCUCAGAUUGUAUUGAGGUAAUUUAUUUCUUACCUCAGCUAUUCUACCUAUACUGUAUAUACCUUAGUGGUGUAUGGUAGCCAUAUUUUUGGGAUAGGACUUUUAUAAAUGUUAUUUGCACUGUGAGUUUUCAAAUACUUUUCUUUUCAAAUACCUUUAAGAUGUGAGCUGACUACUAUGUAGAUGGUGACGAUAUAAUAAUGGGGUAUGUUUUAAAGGUUAUUUUAAAUUGUUUUAAAUGUGCAUACAGCAAGCAUUGAUUAGCAACUUAGAAAGUUAAGCAGGAACGAAGAUAGCAGGAUUUGAGCAACCAAGCCGAAAUUGAUGAGAGAAAAUGGAUAAGCAGCAGGAAUUGAGAAUCCAAGGUAGUAGACUGUUUCUGGGCAUCUGAAGGAAACAUUGGCAGUAUUCUCCUCAGAUGUGUCAAGUCAGUAUUUAAGAGGACAGUCCUUCUGGAGGUAAUUUUGCAGGAAUUCACCAAAGGCAUAAAAGCAGCAUAUCAUCCCUCAAAGACAAGGUCUUAUGGAACUCUAUGUAUGGAAAUCCACAUCUUAUGGAACUCCAGAAGCAAAUUAAGUGAAGUUCAAUUCCCUGCAGGACACAAAUAAAUUAUCCAACCAUUAGCACCUUGGAUUUGACAGAUAAAGAUAAUUGAUAAUUGUCCGAAUAACACCCCAAUUAUUUAGUUAGUAUAUUAAAUGACAGACAUGAUAUGAUGUGGAAAGGUGCGAAAUUAUGUCGUUAAACUGUCAAUUACAAUUAUCGUGAAACUGAUCUGAUUAAGGUAUUUUGUAAUACUCUUUUGUAACUCUGUUAUGAUGCAUUACAAAAUUCUUUUAUUAAACGGUUUUAUAACACUG